UGCGGCGGUUCCGUGGUCGUGUGUGAAAAUGAGGGUGGAUCUGUUGCAGUUGUUUGUGGUUUUGCUGCUCCGUGGCGGCGCAGGCUCGGCGGCAUCAUCUGAUUGCAAAUCAUAUGAUGAACGGCCGAAAAGCGGUGGGAAAAGCCCGCAGUCCGACCGAAAGGUGGUGUGCAGCAACAUGGAGCUCCAUCAGGUGUUACCUCCGGACUCUUUCCCCAACAGGACAGUCACACUAAUUCUGAACAACAAUAAGAUUCAAGAACUCAGAAAUGGAUCCUUCUUUGGAUUAUCAGCUUUGGAAAAAUUGGACCUGCGGAGUAACAUGAUCAGUCGUAUUGAACCAGAUGCUUUCCUCGGAUUGCCAGCCCUCAAAAGACUAGACUUGUCCAAUAACAGCAUCGGCUGCCUCAAUGUAGACAUCUUCAAAGGCCUCACAAGUCUGACCAGACUAAACCUUUCAGGGAACAUGUUCUCGUCAUUGGCACAGGGGACCUUUGACAGCUUGUUGUCUCUGAAGUCAUUGGAGUUUCAGACGCCUUUCCUGCUGUGUGACUGCAACCUUCUGUGGCUGCUGCGUUGGAUCAAAGAGAGAAACAUCUCCGUCAAGAACACCAAGUGCUCCUUCCCGCAGUCUCUCCAGGGGCAGCUCGUUACCUCCUUCAGGCCAGAGCUCCUCACCUGUGAUGCUCCUCUCGAGCUGCCUUCCUUCCAGCUGACUCCGUCCCAGCGUCAGGUGGUUUUUCAGGGGGACAGCCUGCCGUUCCAGUGUCAGGCCUCCUUUGUGGCCGAGGACAUGCAGGUGCUCUGGUACCAGAAUGGCCGCAUGGUCAAGACGGACGCAGCACAAGGCAUCUUCAUUGAGAAGCGCAUGGUGCAGAACUGCUCUCUGAUUGCUAGUGCUUUGACCAUCUCGAACAUCCAGCCUGGUUUCACGGGGAACUGGGAGUGCAGAGUCUGGACGAGCAGGGGCAACACCACCAGGACCGUCCACAUUGUGGUGUUGGAGAGCUCUGCCAAGUAUUGUGCACCUGAACGCGUCUCCAACAACAAGGGAGAGUUUAGGUGGCCACGCACCCUAGCAGGGAUCAGAGCCUACCUCCCCUGCAGCAGACUGACAUCCAGUGCGGGAUCCUACUCGGGCAGCUCAGGUGACGAGUAUCGGGCGUGGCGCUACUGUGACCGAAACGGGCUGUGGGCAGAGGACGACUACUCGCGCUGCCAGUUCCAAAAGGAUGUGACUAGAUUCUUACACGUCAUAUACCAGAUGCCUCUGAAUGAGACGAAUGUAGUGGCCCAAGCUAGACGUCUGCUGGUCUGCACAAAUGAUGCUGCCAACUUCUCCGACAAAAUGGACAUCAUCUUUGUGGCUGAAAUGAUCGAGAAGAUCGGCAAGUUUGUCGACAAGUUUAAAGAUCUGGGUGACGUGAUGGUUAACAUGGCCAGUAACUUGAUGCUGGCUGAUGAGCGGGUGCUCUGGAUGGCUCAGCGGGAAGCCAUGACCUGUUCCCGCAUCAUCACCUGCCUCCAGAAGAUCGCAGCCUACCGUCUGGCUACAGCCCAGGCCUUCUUUCUGAAUUCUCCCAACAUAGCACUGGAGGCCCACGCUGUCAGGGCCAACGACUGGAAUGGCAUGACAUGCAUGUUGUUCCAGAGGCCCACCCCUGAGCGCACGCCCGGACAGGACCGCCAACUCACCUUCAAAUGCAACACAACCAGCGCCUUCUCCAGCAUCCUGCACAAGAGUACCAUUAUUGAGGCUUCCCUGCAGCUCCCUCAGUCUCUCUUUACCCAGGCUGCAGUCCCUGGUCAGGUAGACGACACGGUCUACAAACUCCAUCUACUGGGCUUCCGCAAUGGCAAGUUCUUUCCCUCCACCGGUAACUCCUCCCUGCUGGCUGAUGGAGGGAAGAGGAGGAGUGUGGCCACCCCUGUCAUCAUGGCCAAGAUAGAUGGCAUGUCCCUGCGUGUCCUAAAGACGCCCGUUAACAUCACCCUGCGACGCUUCGCCCGCGGUUCAGACGCCAUGUCUGCCUCCUGGAACUUCAGCCUGGUGGGGGGUCACGGAGGUUGGCAAAGUGAUGGCUGCCGCAUCCUGGACCACCAUGACAACUUCACCACCAUAUCCUGCAACUCUCUUGGCAACUAUGGACUGCUAAUGGACCUCAGCAGUGUGGAGUAUUUCUCUCCAAGCAUCCAGCCCCUUCACCCAGUCAUCUACGCCACUGCUAUCAUACUGCUGCUGUGUCUGCUCACUGUUAUGAUCAGCUACAUCUACCAUCACAGGUCUGUCCGUGUGAGCCGCAAGUUUUGGCACAUGCUGGUCAACCUCUGCUUCCACAUCUCCCUCACCUGCGGCGUCUUUGUAGGCGGCAUAAAUCAAACGCGACAUGCGAGCGUCUGCCAGCAGUGAGUGGGCAUCCUGCUGCACUACUCGACGCUGGCUACGGCCCUUUGGGUGGGUGUCACCGCACGCAACAUUUACAAACAGGUGACGCGCAAGGCCAAGCGCUACGAGGAGCUGGAUGAACCUCCUCCACCGCCGCGGCCCAUGCUGAGGUUCUACUUAAUCGGUGGAGGGAUACCCAUCAUCGUCUGUGGGAUCACUGCAGCAGCUAACAUCAAAAACUACGGCAGCAGGACCAACGCACCAUACUGCUGGAUGGCCUGGGAGCCCAGUAUCGGGGCUUUCUACGGCCCAGUGGGAUUCAUCGUCUUCGUAGACUGCAUGUACUUCCUCAGCAUCCUGCUCCAGUUGCGGCGGCACCCCGAACGCCGCUACGAGCUCAAGGAGACGUCGGAGGAGCAGCAGCACCUUGCUUCAGCCCACCCAGAGCCUGCAGCUGACUCCCACCCCCUGACUCUCCAUCUCCAGCCUCACGACGCGUCCUCCUCCAUCGUUUCUGCUCCCCACGCUGUGCCGCUCUCCGCCCUGGAGAACGAGCACACCUUUGUCGCUCAGCUGAUGGGUGCAGCGGGGGCACUGGGCCUGUAUGCCGCCCUUUGGGUGUUCGGAGCCAUGGCUGUGUCACAGGAGCACCCAUUUGAUUUAGCCUUCACCUGCCUGUUUGGGGCUGCCGCGCUGGCUUUAGGGGCGUUCAUGGUGGCUCAUCACUGCGUUAACAGGCAGGAUAUGAAGCGUUACUGGUCCCAGGCUUGUUGCUCAGGGAGACGAGCGUAUUUGGCGCAGGAGGAUGUGCUUCUCCCGCAGCCGGGUGUGGCGAUGACAUCCACCUCGGGAUCAGCCGACAAGCCCGACGGGGAGUCGACCAAAUGCGGCCACAGCAGCGCAGAAUCUUCUUACACGAACAAGAGCGCACCGAGCAUGCGCAACUCCGCCCACGGCAGCAAACUGACCAAUCUGCACGCCGAGGCAGCUCAGUGCAAGUCUGCCUCGGCGCCAGUGGCCGCGAAUGGUGGCGCCAUUCUCGACAACAGCCUGACUGAACAUUCAGUAGACAAUGAGAUAAAAAUGCACGUAGCGCCGGUUGAGGUUCAGUUCCGCCCCGUGAACAACAUCACGAAUCCAGCAGCUGUCCCAAACGGACACGCGAGCAGGCACCACAAAAACCGAGCGCGGGCGCACAGAGCGAGCCGCCUCACGGUGCUGCGAGAGUACGCCUACGACGUGCCGACGAGCGUGGAGGGCAGCGUGCAGAGCGCCCCCCAGAGGCGGCACCACCAUUACGACAUGGCUGCGAGGAACAGCCGCAGAGCCGCCUACAUGGCCUACAGGGAGCGGCAUCAGAGCCAGAUGCAGCAGGACAGCAGCGACAGCGCCAGCCUGCCGCGCCGCUCUCGAUGCGCGGAUAAAGGAGGCGGAGGGGAGGGCGGCGCUCCGGGGAACGGCUCAGCGGCGACCGUAGAGACUGAGGAGAAGGAGGCGACUGCUGCCACGUCGAGCUCCAGUAAAGAGUCGGCUCCCCAGAAGCAGCCCGGCAGCACAGAACUAGAAAGUCAGCCCAAGUCUUACGGGCUCAACCUUAUCACUCAAAAUGGCGGCACGGUGAAAGAAAACGGACAGCCUGUGGCUUUAAUUAGCUCAGAGAAUACAGCGAGUAUAAAGACCGGCCUGUGGAAACAUGAAACUACCGUGUAGCGACAGUUUCCGUCCCUUGGACUGCUUUUACACUGUGAAAUAUCUUGGUUUUUUUUUUGAUUGUGCUAUUUAAGAACAAUCAAACCGUUACUGCCACUGAACUGUGUUUGUAGAUUCUUCUGUAAAUGGUCUAUUUUUAUAACUUUUAAUCCAAAUCUUUUUAUUCCAUUUAUCUGUACAAGAAACGACAUGGGGCUGAGCUGUGACCCUGUGAAUACAAAACCCUAACCAUGGGGAGAUGUUUUUUUUUUUCCAUUUUCUAGUUUGUCCCAACUAUAAUAAAAACAAGUUUACAGAUUGAA
Molecule: messenger RNA, 4398 nt
Organism: Labrus bergylta (ballan wrasse)
Lineage: Eukaryota; Metazoa; Chordata; Actinopteri; Labriformes; Labridae
Source: RefSeq, a predicted model, not a curated record